Molecule: messenger RNA, 828 nt
Organism: Paramecium octaurelia
Lineage: Eukaryota; Ciliophora; Oligohymenophorea; Peniculida; Parameciidae
Source: the annotation of a GenBank genome assembly
UAUAAGAAUGAGCUUUGAACGUUAUCAUCCAUCCAAAUUAAACAUGGAAUCUAAUGACAGCAAUCACCAUCACAAUGGCAACAAUCAUGUCCACUUAAAAUAUGCUCCUGUCAAAAUUAUUCACAACGAUAUCGCCAAUAGUGAGGAAAGACGCAAAUAUCCAUAGUUAAAUCUACGCUUCCAACCAGCAGAUGAAACCAUUGUAAUCAUGUAUCCUAAAGUAGACUCGCCAAGAUCCAACUGUAACCAUCCCUCUUAGCUUCCUACAAUAACUAAUUUAAUAAGCCUAUUCCAAUAAAUAAUUAAGAACUCUAAAUAACCCCUCCUUUCGAGUCGAAGAGAACAGAAAUGACGCAGUGGAGGAACUAAUCAAAUAGAUCGAAAUCUAACAAAAAGGAUUCUACCCUAUUGAUGGUAUAUAUAAUAUGUUAUAUUUUUAUAAUAGAAGAAAAAAAAAUAUAAAAUGUUCUAAUCUAAAAUUAAAUGAAUUUUAUUUUUUAACAUGAAGAAGCAAUUUAAAUUAUUGAAACCUACUUUUCAGAUAACACUAAUCUCAAGCCCCAUUUCAAAACGUGGCUCUAACAAUUAGAAUUAAAGGCCAUUUAAGAUAUGCUGAUCUUGUGUCAUUCUGAUUCCAAAGGAUAAUAAUGCUAAGAUCUGUUUAAAGCCCUAUUCUAAAAGUUGUCUAUUGAAUUCUAUCAAAAACAUGCUUACGCCUAGGUCUUAAGAAGCGAUCAACAAGAAAAGCUCAAAUAUCUCUCCCAAAUAGGAGAAAUUUUGAAUAAAAUAACGAAACCAUAAGAGUAUUAUUAUUUUAAGCAACGAUGA